Messenger RNA from Chelmon rostratus (copperband butterflyfish), 1470 nucleotides. It is a transcript of the gene dmrt1, whose product is annotated as doublesex and mab-3 related transcription factor 1. NCBI's taxonomy places the organism in Eukaryota, Metazoa, Chordata, Actinopteri, Chaetodontiformes, Chaetodontidae. Gene Ontology annotation, cellular component: nucleus. Bases 1 to 903 code for a protein of 300 amino acids. The transcript has 6 exons. Gene Ontology annotation, molecular function: RNA polymerase II cis-regulatory region sequence-specific DNA binding; DNA-binding transcription factor activity, RNA polymerase II-specific. Gene Ontology annotation, biological process: sex differentiation; regulation of transcription by RNA polymerase II. The record is from RefSeq and is a predicted model, not a curated record.
AUGAGCAAGGACAAGCAGAGCAAUCAGGUGCCAGAGUCCACCGGACCUUUGUCCCCAUCCAAAGGCCAGAAACCGCCCAGGAUGCCCAAGUGCUCCCGCUGUCGGAACCACGGCUACGUGUCUCCCCUGAAGGGACACAAGCGCUUCUGCAACUGGAGGGACUGCCAGUGCGCCAAAUGUAAACUGAUAGCUGAGAGGCAGAGAGUCAUGGCGGCCCAGGUUGCCCUGAGAAGGCAGCAGGCUCAGGAGGAGGAUCUUGGGAUUUGCAGUCCGGUGGCUCUGUCCGGCCCUGGGGUGAUGGUGAAGAAUGAAGUCGAAGCAGACUGCUUGUUCUCUGUGGAGGGACGAUCUAUGACAACUUCCAGUCCUUCCAACCCUUCUUCUCUUGCUGUCACAGGGAGUCGCACAGCGUCAUCCUCCAGCCCGUCGGCCGGUGCCCGGGCUCAUACUGAGGGACCAACAGACCUGCUGCUGGAAACCUCCUAUUACAACUUCUAUCAGCCUUCACGGUACCCCACCUACUACGGCAACCUCUACAACUACCAGCAAUACCAGCAGAUGCCCCAUGGUGAUGGUCGCCUGUCGAGCCACAACAUGUCCUCUCAGUACCGCAUGCAUUCCUACUAUCCAGCAGCCACCUACCUAACUCAGGGUCUGGGCUCCACCACCUGUGUGCCAGCCCGCUUCAGCCUGGAGAGCAACAACAACAAUAACAACUGCUCUGAGACCAUGGCAGCCUCAGUCUUCUCACCCGGCAGCAUCACCACUGGUCUUGACUCCGCCAUGACCUGCAGGUCCUUCAGCUCCCUCAUUAACUCAGAUGUCCAUGUUGAGUGUGAGGCCAGCACCGAGACGCCAAACGUCACUGCCGACUCCAUCAUUGAUGCUGAUGCCACCGAGUAAAAGCAGCUAAGGUUAACAUGCAACAAAAGCAUUAUGAGAUCAGUUGAGCAAAAAAUAUUUUCAUAGUUCAGAGUUUUUGUUCAGUUUUAGCCUCAAAGCUGUUAAAUCUUCUGAUGAAGGCAGUUCACCAGCAUAGAAAGUGCUUGGAAAGUUAAAAUAUGAUGUAUGAGUUCAUGAAUAACAACAUGCACAUACAAGAACUAAAUCACUUGAUUAUCAGUAAUUAAGACUGGACCAGUGAUUCAUACCACAUGCUGAUUGGUUGUGUAUUUGUCCUCUUCAGAAAGCAACUGGUAAUGCGAAGUGGCGUGUUUUUAUUAUCCCAUUGACAAAGUGACACAGCAUGCAGAACAAUGAUGUUGAAAUUCUUUGUAACUUCAAAAUUUGCUUAGUUUUCGAACAGUAUCAAUUAGAGUUAGAUAUUAGUGGUCAAUCCUUUGACAAUCAGAAUACAGGAUUGGUGUUUGCUAAGACACUUUUUGAGCUGAUUAUCUGUUAUCACUGUUACUGAGCAACUUAUUUAGAAAAUGUUUUUAGAAAAAAAAAAAGCCCAAAUGCAGUCAUGUA